This is a messenger RNA of Bombyx mandarina (wild silkworm), 676 nucleotides long. It is a transcript of the gene mRpL51, whose product is annotated as mitochondrial ribosomal protein L51. Gene Ontology annotation, cellular component: mitochondrial large ribosomal subunit. The record is from RefSeq and is a predicted model, not a curated record. Gene Ontology annotation, molecular function: structural constituent of ribosome. Lineage: Eukaryota; Metazoa; Arthropoda; Insecta; Lepidoptera; Bombycidae. Gene Ontology annotation, biological process: translation.
UUAUAAAUAAUCUUUAUUUUAUUUAUUGAAUUAUUGUUAAAGGACGUUUUAUGCUAAUAUAUAUAAGACUGUUUGAACUUUAAAAUAAGUAGUUUAUAAUUAAAUAUUCUACAGCUUAAAAUGAGCUGGUUAACUUCGAGGAUUCUAAGCGUUGUUUGGAAACCCACAGUAAACGUUGUAAGGACAAGAUAUCACGCCGAUAAAAAACGAUUAGUCAGGAGAUAUGGCUACCAAGAGAAAAUCUGGCGUGGUGGACUCUUGCCUAGAUCUGAAGGAAAGGCACUACCAAUACCUGAAUACAGACCUGAUAAUCCUUGGUCAGUAAGAAAAGCUCUUUUUGGACAAAAUGACUAUAUAGACAUUUUAGGACCUGGUAAUCUACAUCCAGUUAAAACAUUAUAUAAUAUACCGUCAUGGAUUCGGGGUGUGAGUGGACAUGAAUAUCAUAUCCUACUAAGAAAAAAGAAAAUGUGGGCAAAAACUGGUACACCUAGAUUGAGACCUACAAAAUGGAAGGAAAUACAAAAGCGCUUGUCGUUCCUGUAUAGAAAACUAAAUAGAAAAACGAAGACAGGACCUUCACCAAUUUAAUUACUUUAUAUCAUUAAGAACAGUAGAGUUUUAUGUAGAUAAAUAGGAUACAAAAUAUAAAGAACAAAUAAAACCAUUUUUGUCA